This is a messenger RNA of Westerdykella ornata, 908 nucleotides long. RefSeq lists its product as uncharacterized. NCBI's taxonomy places the organism in Eukaryota, Fungi, Ascomycota, Dothideomycetes, Pleosporales, Sporormiaceae. The record is from RefSeq and is a predicted model, not a curated record. The transcript has a single exon. Bases 305 to 736 code for a protein of 143 amino acids.
ACACAGUUUGGGAAUUAUCGGGACUGCAAGGCAAAAUCGCAAACGCAAUCACAAUCACUCCUACGGCUACCUGCCCGCUGCGCGGAGACAAGAGCUUGACACUCGUUGUUCUUUCGGAAAAUACAAAUAACACCGGUUCUCAUCCCCACCAUCUACCUAGGACGGCAGAAGGAUUGCCUCGAAGCACAGCCAAUUCGCUGCAUAGACCGCAAUCCACGGCCUUUGUCGACGAGAACACCAACACUCUAAUCCGCCAUCACCAACCCACCACAUAACCCUCAACAAACAAUACACCUCAACCAUCAUGCCGUCCCCCAUCCGCCAAAACCGCUUCCAAUCCUUCACCCCGCUGCGCACAACACACACCUCCCUCCGCCGUCUCAAAACGGCCUUCUCCCCCACCCGCACCGCCCGCUCGCCUUCCUCCGCCUCCACCUCCUCCAGCGCCUCCUCCACCGGCACCACAUCCCCGCUCACCAACCACUCGCGGACCUCGAGCCCCGAGUCCCGGAACUCCAGCCCGCGGUCCUACCGCUCCGAUUCAUCCUCCUCUUCGGGCUCGGGGCUGAGUCUGGACCUACACAGCGCGCUGUUUGUGCGGCGCAAGCCGAGUAUGCUUGAGGUGGAGAUGUUGGAGGAAAGGAGGUGCUUUGGGAUGGAGUUGGGGUUGUUGGAGCCGAGGCCCGUUGUUGGGAUGGAGGUGGGGAUUUUUCAGGUGUUGGAGGGGGAGUGUUAGAUGCCGAAGAAGACGGGGAAGAAAGAAGAGGAAGGGAGCGCUAGGUGAUGCUCGAUGAUGCCUUUUAGAGAAGAUGGAGAUGGAUGAAGGGGGUUUUCCUGGGUUAAUGCGAAGGGUGGGGUGUCGGGAUAUGUGUGGGUUCUUGGGAUGGCGUUUCUUGUCUUUUCCUUGU